UCUGAAUCAACACUGAGGUCUACUGGGUAUGAAAUAUACACUAUGCGGAAGUGACGUAUGAACUGUGCAUCAGACCUCGACAUUGUGACACGCUUUUUGUGCGCCAAGCGAAACCGGAGCGUUACUUGUACAGGGGGAAAAACACACUAGAAAAAAAAGGACACAAUGGUUUACCAAGGAUUUCUUGCGUGCUUCACCUUGCUUGUCGCUGUAUAUGGCGUCACAAGCAAAUGUGUCCCACCCGUCGGUGGCUUCCCCAACCAAACGAUGGAGGAGCGAAUGGUCCGGUCGGCCAUCUUGCUUUCCGGCAAACAUGGCGAGCCGACCCACGACAACAAGACCGGCGUCGUUGCCCACAGCUUCGUCGUGUCGUGCGUCUUUAAGAGUGACGACAAGCCUGUGAAGGAGAUGAUCUACAUAGAGUACGCCUACCCACCCAUGGGCUGCUCCGUGUCCGAGCUGCCGGAGACCGGUAGUAACGUUAUCGUCGGGCUGAAGCGCACGACCAAUGGGAACUACACGUUCGACGAGCCCAGCAUGUCGCAGACGGCGGUUUUCGACGCCACGGACGACAUAUUGUUCAUCGUCAAGAAGAUCUGCCAGCUGUCCAACUGGACGACCCCGGUCGACGAGAGCCAGGACAUGUGUCCAAAAAACAUAAACCCCGGCUUCUGCACCAAUUACACGCUGCCCAGUCUGGGACUCAAGAUCGAGUCCUGUAGCUGGGUUCUGUUUGCGUCUCUUGUCGUUAUUCUCGCGUCCAUGCUCAUUGGUCAAACCAUGUAAACGACAUCAACAAAAAAAACCAAAUUAUUCACUAGAUUUUUUUUCUCUACCAUCUUGUGUAAUGUCAGUGUAUAAUGCUACAAAAUGGCACCCUUAUAAGAUGCAUUUAGAAACAUUUUCAUCAAGACUGUGUAGACUGAGCCUAGAAAAAUAAAAGGAAGCUAAGAAAUUGUGUAUGUUCAUGUUAUAGAUUUUAGACCUACUGGGCACUUAAAACCUUCAGUGUACAUUUAACUUUUAAAAUGUUGGCCAUUUCAACAUUUCGAUUCAAAUAAUCGUAAAAUGCACUUAAAAUAGCAUCUUAUUGAGAAAAAACCCUUGAAAUGUGUGUGGGUAUAUGAAACAUCAAAUAACAAAUGUAGGUUACAUGUAGGCCUAUGUGUAGGUCUAUUGCAUGAAAGCGAGAUAUUCUGUCCUAAAAUUUGAGGAAUCAUUUUAGUGAUGCUAUCUUGUUGAACACUAUCAUUGUCGUUACGGUGUAUUCCUAUGCUUGAUCCAUUCCAUAUUUGAUAAAUGCUCUAAAUUUGCUUUUUUCUUUUUUCUAUUUUUUUUUCUUUUCUUUAUUUUUACAAAUAAAUUAGCCUAUACCUUGUUUUAGGGGUGAGUUUUUCGUAGGGUUUUUUGCAUUUAUAUAUCGAUAUUAAACAGUAAUUAUUAUGUCCAUAAUAUUUAAAUCUACGGUAAAUAUUGUUUUAAUUCGAUGUUAUAUUUUUUAAAUAAACAUUUUUGUUCCACGUGAACACAACCAUAUUUCACUUUCAUUUACCUUAUUUGCAACAUGCACAAUAACUCAGUCGGAAAAUAGGAUGGAGAUUUAAAAACAAAAUUUAUGCAUUAUAGACAUUUUUAAAUUUUGAAGGAAAGUUAUCACGAAACGAUAUACAUAUUCAUACAACUGUAAUGUGUGUAAAAUGAUAUUCCAGUUGACUCGGAUGAUGUUUGCUCAUACACAUGUGCUGUCCAACGUGAAUUGACUUUUAGCAUUUAUAUACUAGUAUACAAGUGUUUGUUUUCUUUAGGAUGUUUAAUGUGUUUGCUAGUGCCUGUUAGAUAUGUAAUGUAGUUAUACAUCGCCAGUGACUUGUGUAGAUAGGCUUUUUCCAUAUUGUAUGCAAAUAUCUAUAAGAUGUACCUUUGUAUGCAUAUGCUAGUGUCCAGUAGAUAUAUUAUGUUGUAUGUGUAUACAUGCGAGAUAUCUUUCUAUUGCUUGUUUGUACAUUCCUUUUGGAGUAUGUAUUCUACAGUUUGUUUAAAUGUAAAACGAAUAUCUAUGUGCUAGUGCAUGUCAAAACUGAUAAAGUGCCUGUGUAGAUAUUUGAUUUAUAAUAUUAUCUGUCAUCUAUCUGCCAUUUUACAAAAAACACCACCAGUUCAUCAUAAAGUUAUUGCAACGGACCAAAAAUGUCGAUAUGUUGGGGUGGGGGGUUCUUUGGCAUUAAUUGUAACUGAAUCGUUAUUCAGGUUAUUAGAAAAAUAUUCUGCUACAGCCUGGGGCCUAUUUCACAAAGCUCUCUUUGGCUUUGCUAGACAACUAAGCAUCCUCUUUGCAAGUCUUUUAGCAUUGCACUGCGAUAUCGCAAAGUUGCGAGAGUUUAGUGAAUUAGACCCCUGGGCCCGGUAACAUAAAGCACCCGUAACACUUACGUGAGACGUACACCAUACAUAAUGUGUGGCGUACGUCUGACGUAAGUGUUACGAGUGCUUUGUGUUACAGGGCCUAGGUCUGUUCGGGAUAUCAUCUGACGUCUUGUGUGUGUGUUAACGGAUAUUGAUGUCGUGUCGGUCCUGCAUUAACCGGCAUUUUGUUUGGCCUGACCUGAGGCCAAUUGUUCAAAAUUUAACUCAACCAGUCGCAGUAGAACUUUAGCAGUAAUGUUCAAAACCAAAAUUGAAUGGAUGCAUCAUAAGUGCCUACGCGUGAUUAUACCCAGAUCAAUGCUUUGAAAUAGCAUUUUUUAAGCACUUAUAUGUAUCGGAAGAUGAAAGCACCUGGAGCGGUCCAGUGAUGGUAAUUCACAUUUUGUUUGGGUAGGUGGGUGCAAUUAUCUUUUUGCCUUUGAAUAAUCGUCAAAGGGGAGAGCCCCGUUUCCCUCCCCAUUUCAGACGCCUAUUAGGUGGCCACUUGUAAUUAAUCAAUCUUGUACUUUUUGUCAUGAAAUAAAAUAAGUGUUAAUCUAAGCCAUAGUUAGUUUUUAUGAUUUGAAUAAAUGGACUUUAGUUCAUGUAAAGUUGCUUGAGUUAAACAUAUUACAAGUUGCUUAUGGUUUUUUAUGGCGCUAAACACUACAUAUGCGCCCACCUUGUGGCUUCCAUUCUGCUUUUUUGAUGUAACAACGAAUCUGUAUGAUCAUUGUAACUUUUUAUACACAUGUAGGUGCUUAUUUGAUAAUAAAAUGUUCAAAAAGA
Gigantopelta aegis is the source of this 3192-nucleotide messenger RNA. RefSeq lists its product as uncharacterized. NCBI's taxonomy places the organism in Eukaryota, Metazoa, Mollusca, Gastropoda, Neomphalida, Peltospiridae. The transcript is spliced from 2 exons. The coding region runs from base 166 to 786 and encodes 206 amino acids. The record is from RefSeq and is a predicted model, not a curated record.